This is a messenger RNA of Drosophila hydei, 1980 nucleotides long. RefSeq lists its product as uncharacterized. The record is from RefSeq and is a predicted model, not a curated record. The transcript has 2 exons. The coding region runs from base 50 to 805 and encodes 251 amino acids. NCBI's taxonomy places the organism in Eukaryota, Metazoa, Arthropoda, Insecta, Diptera, Drosophilidae.
UUCGAGCCGCGGACAACUUUUGCUGUUGUUGUUGGAUGUAUAUCCAAAAAUGAACUCACGCGAUCGACAGUUCUGGACGGAGUUUUUAGAGCUUUAUCGUUCACUGCCGGCUGUGUGGAAGGUCAAGAGUCCGGAAUACAGCAGCCGGGCUCUGAAAUCUGCCGGCUACGAGCAGCUGGUGUUGAAGUUGCGCGAGGUGGAGCCGGAUGCUGAUCGCGCUGUCGUGGUUAAGAAGAUCAACUCGUUUCGCACAAACUUUCGUCGUGAUUUGCGCAAACGCGAUCAAUCCAGCGAGGAGGAGCCAUUUGAAUCGACGCUCUGGUACUUUGAGCUUCUGAGCUUUUUGGAGGGACAAGAGGAGAGCAGCUCCUGUCAAAUCCUGCAAAAAGCUAAUAGCCCAGACCUCGAAGUUUUGCCUGAAGUUUUGCGUAAGAAACGUCGCUCUGCAGUCAAGGAUGAAUUUCCUGCUUCACCCGCAGACCAUCAAUUGCGUUCCACUGUGCACCUUCCCGCCUCUCCUCUCCGCUCUCCGACCAACAGGCAGCAGCGGAAGCGUUUGUCCACGCUCUCCGAAUCUGAGGCCCUCGCUCAUACCUGGCUUACUCAAUUCGACGAGCUGGCGCCUAGACAGAAGCUGCUCGCUCGCAAACUCAUCUCUGACGUCCUCUACUACGGCUGCAUGCAGCAGCUGGAGCCCUGCCACGUCGCCCAACUGCAACGGAUGAUGAUGCACCGAAAAAGCGAAUCGCCACAGACGAAUAUGGAGAAAUAUGGCGAAAGCGAAUUUGUGGAUGAGGAUAGUUAGCGAAGGUGUUUGCAGAUUUAGAGCUAUCGGUGAAUAUGACUAUAAAAAUAGCAGGUGAUAAAGACAGUCUAAAUGCUUUAAAAUAUAUUCUAAUUUAUAUAGAAAACCAUGUUUACAUAUAGAUGUAUAGGGAAAUUAAAGAGGGGAGCAUAAAAAUAGGGAGAAAAGCUCAAGUUUACAUAAAUAAACCCUAAAUAACCCUUGUCUAAUAUUUGUUAUUUGUUUUAAAAACCUUAGAAAAUGACUAGAGAAUGUCAUCAUCAAACGAUUUUUCAGUAAAUAAACUCAUAUCUCGUCUAGGAAUCGUUUUUUCGACAUAUGUAUAUAAGUCAAGGUCUAUCAAACAUCUGUUGAAAUGAAUGAAUUAAUCUUUCGCAAUCGGAAAUUGUAGUCGUCAGAGCUUUCUGCUUGUCUGAUAAGACGUUCGAUUAGACCCCAGUUGGAAAACACAAUACACAAACAAAAAGGCAACCUAUAUAUAUUUUUAAUCUCAAUAAAAAUUCUAAACAAUUGCCCAACAAUGGGGCGAAGUACAACAGGAAAUGAAUAAAUAAAUAAAUGAAUGUGCUUGAAAUGGAAAACAAAUUAACAACGUUUAUUGCCAACAUUGAAAGUUGGUCAAUUUGAUUGGAAAACUUACCAACAAAAUCCAAUUGGAGUGCACGAGUGUGUGUGUCCCCUUCCCCACCUCCUAAAUGACACUUUUGCUGAGAUCUUUGCAAGGCAACAACAAAAAAAUGCAAAUUUAUUGGCAUUUAAUUUGCAAGUAAGACAAAGAGAGGGAGAGAGACUGAAAGAGUGGGAGCGGAAGAGACUGCCCGCAUACAGUUACGCUGUACUCGAAAAUAAAAACCAGACUCAGACCCUCAUAAUGUGCACAAACUUUACAACAACAUGAAGAGCGCAAAGAGGAGGUGGCGCAACCACAACAACAAAUUCGGCAUAUAAACGAGCGCAUAAUGAGCUACGUAGAGCCUUCCGCAAUGCUUUAGAUGGAUGGAUGGAUGAAUGAAUGGAUGCGGACGAAACAAACUGGAGAGAACGAGAUAGGGAGACAGUGUGCCCGAGUGAGAGUGGGAGUGAGGCAGCUUGAAAAUAACAUUAAAUGCCUAAAAAUAGUAGCUGCAAACGCUGUGCUCAUAUAUUAAACAAGCCCAACCCUGACUACCCCACCU